CUCCCCCUCCGUUCCCUCCAUCCCCUCCCCCUCCAUCCCCUCCCUUUCUCUCUCCCCUGCUUGCAUCCAGCCCCGCACUUACUGCUUGUCUGCUCUGGGUGUGUGUGUCUGCAGGUGGAGGAGGAGGAGGAGGAGGAAGAGGAGGAGGAGGAGGAGGAGGAGGAGGAGGAGGCCCAGGAGGAGCCUGACUGCAGGCAGGGAGGAGACUCCCCCGUCCCCGCCAGUGGCCGGCAGGCCGGAGAGACAGAGGAGGCCAUGAGGAGGCCCCCGGGCUGAGGCCGGAGGGUGCCUGAUGGAGAGGAGGAGCCAGGGGAGCCCUGGGUGCCCCUCUGCCAUGGCCCGGCUCCCUGCCCUGCUGGGCCUGGAUGGGCUGCUGGUGGUGAAGGUGGAGGAGGAGGAGGAGGCCAGCGGGCAGGAAGAAGGUCCCGACCCAGAGCACUGGAGGCAGCGGUUCCGCCAGUUUGGGCGCUGCGGCGAGGCGUUGGGGCCCCGGGAGGCCCUGGCCCAGCUCCGGGCCCUCUGCCACAGGUGGCUGCGGCCCGACCUGCACACCAAGGAGCAGAUGCUGGAGCUGCUGGUUCUGGAGCAGUUCCUGACCCUGGUGCCCUGCAAGGUCCCGGUCCAAGUGAGGGAAGCGCGCCUGCGGAGGGCCGAGGAGGUGCUGGCCCUGCUGGAGGGCUUGGACCAACUCCUGGAAGAAAACGGCCCGCACGUGUCCGGAGUCCUGGCCUGGCCUCAGGAGCAGCUGGCGGGAGACCAGGGUGUCAAGGUGCCCCUGGCCAAAGCCGGGCGUCAGCCUCCUCCCGGACCCUCCCCCGUGGCCGCGGCAGGCCUGACCUUUGCUGAUGUGACGGUGAGCUUCUCCUGGGAAGAGUGGCGGCACCUGGAGCCCCGGCAGAAGGAGCUCUACAGGGACGUGCUUUGGGAGAGCUACGGGCACCUGGGGGCCCUCGGCAUCCCUGUCCCCAAGCCAGACCUGAUUGCUCUGAUCGAUGGUGAGGAGGUGGCCCGAGACAGGCCUGUGCGUGUGGCUGGAGAGGAAAGCGUGGCCGGAGGGGCCCGUGCAGGCGGUGGGAAGAGGCUCCUCGGGGAGGGGGCGCCCCAGGAGAGGGGCCCCCGACAGCCGCCCGGGCAGGAGGCGAGAAGCAGGGUCUGGCCGGAGGGGCCGCCGGGCCGCCGCGCGCCGUCUCCCCAGCCCCCGCUGGCCCCCAAGCAGUACCGCUGCCGCGACUGCGGGAAGAGCUUCCGCUGCAGGUCCCCGCUGGUGCGGCACCAGAGGACGCACACGGGCGAGAAGCCCUUCAAGUGCCCCGACUGCGGGAAGGACUUCAGCCAGAGGUCCAACCUCCACAUCCACCAGCGCGUGCACACCGGCGAGAAGCCCUACACGUGCGCCGAGUGCGGGAAGGGCUUCAGCCACCAGACCACGCUGCGCAUCCACAGGAGGACCCACGUGAAGGAGAAGCCCUACACGUGCGCCGAGUGCGGGAAGGGCUUCAGCCAGACCUCCCACCUGCACGUGCACCAGCGCGUGCACACCGGCGAGAAGCCCUACCAGUGCCUCGUGUGCGGGAAGGGCUUCAAGCAGAGCUCCAACCUGCAGGUGCACCAGAGGGUCCACCGCGGCGCCGCGGCCUCGCGCCGGCCCGAGUGAGGCCCCCUCGGCCUCCGCGUCCACAGACUGGGGGCGCAGAGCUUGAGCUAGACGUUCAGCCCUGCUGGCACUCACUCUCAUCCUCGGAGCUCGGGGCACCCCUAAAAAGGGAGGAAUUAGAAGCCGUUAGAUGCCGCCUUGAGGCGGGAGGUCCCGGGUGCCAAUCUGACCUCCUCAGACACUGACCCUGGGCGAGUCGCUUCCCCCCCAUGGCCUAGCCCUUGCCGCUUUUCUGCCUUGGAACAACUCACAGUAUUGAUUCCAAGACAGACGGUGAGGGCUUAAAACAAUUAAGGGGUCGCUCCCAAUACUGAAAAAUUGGAAAGCAACGUGGCAGAAAAGAGGCCUAGAUCAGCAUCUUGCACCCUAUGUCAAGAUAAACUAAACUACAUAGUGUAGGCUUGAGGGGUGACAAUAAUCAAAUUAGGGACUUGACAAAAAGAUCCUCUACGCAAGGAAAAGGGAGAGGAUCACCAAAGACAACACGGACCAUUUUGACCACAUAAAAUGCCCAAACAAAGAAAAUUCAUGUUGGUAAAAUGAGGAAUCCCGUAAUGGGGAGAAAAUCGGUGAAGUCAUUUCCUCUAAUAAAAGCCUCUUUUCCAAGAAAUAUACGGAACCUCUUAGCAUUUCUACAAAUGAGCCUUUCCUCAAGUUGAUCAAUGGUAAAAGGAUUUGAUAAGGGAGUUUCCAAUCAACUGUUCAAAAAAGGGCUUCAAGUGACUUAAUAUUUGGGAAAUAGACAUUAAGGCAACUAGGCCCACCCCCUCACCCCUAUCCAAUUGGCGAAGGUGACAGGAGGGCAAUGACAAACGUUGGUGGGACUGUGGGAAAACAGGUGCGGCACAAGUGAGUCCCGUCAAACUGCACAGCCUCAUUGAGGAGACCACAACUUGCCCUUAACUCCCUACAGAGAUCCAAGAAAGGAAAAAGAUGAAAAUGUGCAUUUUUUUUCUAUAGCAGCACACACACACACACAAAGGAAACUAAGGACAUGCUCACCUAUCAGAGAACAGUUAAAUAAAUGAUAUGAAUAGAAUGUAAUAUUUUGUGAUACCAACUGACGAAAUGGACCAUCGUACUGGAAACCAUGAAGACCUUUAUGAACAACUGUACUUUACGAGGAAGGGAACAAAAUGAGGAGAACAAUUUCUGGAAUAACAACAUUAUGAAGUGAGGCAGUGUAAGAUAAACAAUGACAAACCAGAGCCCCAAGGGGGCAGAAACAAAUGAAGCCCGUUUUCCCGCUUCUUGCCAGAGAGGUGAUGGACACACUUUUGGACACGGCCAAUAGGAAGUUGCUUUUCUUGACUAUGCAUAUUGGUCAUGAGGUUUUGGAUGAUUUUCUUUACUGUUCAGAUAGGAACAGAAGAGAGAGAAAAUAAUGCUUUAAAUCGGAAAAAAAUAAAGUUAAAAAAUGUCAUGGUUGGACUCCAACUUCUGAAUCGUUUAUUCUGUGAUUAGGAGUUUUGUCAGGUCUCUUCCUGCUAUUAAUCCUACACAUUAUGAAGUAGAGGAGAGUCAGGCCAAUGGAAAUGUGAUGACCAGGUGAAGUUCUAUGGAAAAUAGGAGGGGGGAUAAGGGGUGAGGAAUCAAGGAGGACUUUAAGGAGGAGGUGGGACUUUGCCAGAUGAAUGUGGGGAAAGAACUUUACAGUCGUGGAAGACAAGAUGAACCAAGGAGAGACAAAGAGAAACAAAGGUUGGAGGUUAGUCUUCAUUGGCUAGAACAUAGGAUGUGUGAAGAUUUGGUCGAUGAGAACAGGGCUAGAAAACUUGUGUGGAGCUAGAGUGUGGAGGGCCUUGAAUGCUAGGAUCAAAGGCUGAUUUAGAUCAUGGGCAACCACGGACUUCAAAGUUUACCAAGUAAAGAUAGUAUUCCUGUGUAAAAUGCUUCAAGAGAAUUCUACACGGAAGUCUAGGAAGAUGAUCAAGACCUAAAUUCUAAAGAUAAAAAGGGGAAAACUUCCAAUAGGGAGGAAAAAUGGGAUUUGCCUGAAGACGCUGGCGUGGAUGCAUUGGGAGCUCACCAGCCAAUGUAGAUGAUGAAAAGGAGGACAGAAGAUGGUAACAAGAUUAAUAUAAGAGCAUGGAACAAUCUUAUUUAAAUAAGUUGGAGAAAUAAAGAUGAUUAGGAUGAACCCAGCCUGAUGAGAGAAACCCAGGACAUCCAAAGGGAUUGGAGAAAGGAUAGAUGGAUCUUUGCUUGGGGAGGCAAGGGAUGAAGAUGGCUUAAAGAAAGCAGAACUCGAUUCUUUUUGUUUGUUUCUUUAUUUUUUUUUCUGCCAAGGAGAAUUACCUUUACAAUCAUUCAGUCAAUAAACAUUUAUUCUAGCGAUAAAUAGUUUACACUGGGAAUAAUAAAAUGAAAAUGACUUGCGGUGAGUCGAUAGCCAAGAUAAGUAAGGAGACAUUAAGAGACCACCUUGAGAGCUGCCUUGAAUUCAAGCCAGCUGACCUGGAUGAACUUCAUCCUUGGCCCUGACAGAAAGAAUUGGGAAAUUUGUUGGCUGAACCACUCUGGGUGUUACUUGAAAGAUCAUGGAAACUGGGAGGGAUACUACAAGACUGGAGAGGGUUGAGCUUCACUGAAAUUCCAGAGAAAAUUCUAGGACAGAUCAUUACACAGUUGGCACGCAUCAAGAAAGGGAAGAGGGAGAGGGAGAGGGAGAUGGGUCAGUGUCGAGGAACUAACCCUGACUUGCCCUUGCUGGAGCAGCAGUAGAAGUCCCUGGUGGGGAUUACUACUUCCUCUGCUCUUGAAUAUGUGUCCCAUUUGUUUCCAUUGACAUUUUGGUUGUGUCGGAUUCUUUGUGACCCCGUGGAUCAUACUGUUUGUGGGGUGUUCUUGGCAAAGAUUCCAGAGUGGUUUGUCAUUUCCUUCUCUAUUCUCAUUUCCACGAAUAUAGAAAUGAAAUUGUUCAGAUUGUGAAAACAAAAACAGGAAGUGGCGACUACGAAGAAUCAGCCUGGUUUCAUCAAGAACAAAUCUUUUGAGACAAACAUGACUUCCUUCCGUGACAGCAUCCCUGAACCAGGAGAUACAGAGAAUGCGGGAGAUGGAAUUUUCCUGAACUUAAGCAAAGCUUAUGGCAGAAUAGCUCCUGUUAUUCUUGUGCAGAAGAGGGCGAGGCGCAGAUGAGACGAUAGAUUCAGUUGGAUGGUUGGACUCCAGUUGUCAGUGCUUCAGUGUUGGUUGGCAGGAGGUCUUUGGUGGAGUGCCCCAGGGAUCUUAGCUUUUCAGUGUUUUUAUCAGUAUUUUAUGGAUGACGUGCUCACCCAUUUUGCAGAUGACACCAAAAAGAGAGGGACAGCUGACACACCCAGGGACAUGGCGUCAAAUCUAAUUCAAUAGGGAUAAGUGUAAAUUUUGGUUCGUGAGUGCCAAAUCAACUUCCCAAAUUUAAGACAAGGAGCUAUGGAAAGACAGCAAGCGUUCUGAAGCUUUGUGACUGGGAAUAGCUUUCACUUGCUCUUCGACCCAGUGACACAGCUGGCCGUCUCGCUCUUCUUCUCACAUGGCAUAUCCCAACUCCGGGCGUUCUCUCGGGCUGUCCUCCCCAUCCUCCUCUCCACCACCUGACAUCCCUGGCUUCCUUCAAGGCUCCCGCAAAGCCCCAUUCUCUCUGGGAUUCUCUCCGGUUUAUCCUAUCUCCAUCCUCUUCUCCUCCAUUAGAUCGUGAGCUCUUUGAGGGCAGAGACCGCUUUCGAUGUUUUUUCCCUCACAUCCCUGUGUGGCACACAGUAAGGAUUGUUGUUGACUUGAUGAGGGAAUGAGCACCCCCUGUGCAGCGCCUUUGCCAGGCUCUUCUGAUGUGUCUUCUCCCUUCCGGGCAUGCUAAUAAAGAAGGCCGUUGGUAAGCUUGGCCAGAGAGGACGACCAGGAGGGCAAAGGAAGGGCUUGCGGUCCAUCCCCUCUGAGGCUGCAUUAAAGAGCUGGGGGUGCAGAGCCCAGAGAGGAGAGGACUGGGGGAGACGUCCUCGGUGUCUCCAAGGGUGGGAAGGGCUGCCGUCUGCAGGAGGGUUAGCCUUGGUCGGAGGCCCCACAAUUCAGCGCGAGGCACACGGGGAGACGUUGCAGAUCUGGGCUCCAUGUCAGGAACAUCAUCCCAUGAGGAGAAGCUUCCCAAGGGGAGAUGGGUACCUCACGAGGUCUGCAAGUGGAGGGUGGAGGCCGCUGGACGGCCCUAGGGGGCCUUGCUAACCCUCAGGCAGGAGGUUGGAGCUGGGCGUGAGGAAGACAAAGGUGAUGGAGGGGGUGAGUAGAGGAUGGAUGAUGACAAGGGAGGGCGGGAUACUGAACGGAAGCCCCCACAGGCAAGGUCCAAGGCAGCCCCUCAAUGCCUGCAGAGCUCCAUCUUUUAUUAUUUCUUUUUAAUCCUUACUUUCUGUCUCAGAAGGUCAGGGGCUAAGCUAAUGGUGUUCAGUGGCUUUCCCAGGAUCCCCCAGCUAGGAAGUAUCCGAGGCUAGAUUUGAACUCUGCUCCAUGUGACUCCCGGUCUGGCCCUCCAUCUCCUGAGCUGCGCAGCUGCCCCACCGCACAGUCUUUAACAGCAAGAGCUUCGUGUAGAUGAAUGGUCACAGCUGGCUGUGCUUAGACUUGGGGUGUGUAGGCACGUCAGUUUAUCCAGUAGAGCACCAUCCUUUACAGGUCCUGUUCCAGGCCUCUGGCUAGUGUUGAAUGAUUCAUGUCAGAAAUGUGGAUUUGAAUUUGGGUCCUGUGACUCCCACCCGAUCACUUUCCACAACAUGGAUCAUCAGGGGAAUCUGGGUUCAAGUGCUGGCCUUGUCUCUCCAGGCUGGCCCUUUUCUGUCCUAGGCUUUGGUGCCCUCCUCUGUACAAUGAAGGUUUUGGACUAGAAGUUUGCUAGGGUUUCCUCUGGCUUCAAGUCCAUCAGGAGACCUGGGUGUGAAUCCUACCUGUGGCACCAACUGUAAAAUGGGGCUAGUGGAUUAACCCCUCAAGAUUCCAUCGCUGUACCCUGUGAGACAAGCAGGAUUGUGUUCGCUGCCCACCUUCUGGGGGAGAUGCCUAGGAAAUAUGAAAGUCCUCUCUGGAUGGGUGCUGUAGUUCCUGCUGGGGAUGGCUUCCUUCCCUAUGUGCCUCGCUGUAAAAUGGGGAUAAUGACUAUGACUACCCGCCUGAUGGGUGGUUGUGGAAGUGCUAUGGAAAUGCUACAGAAACAUGGGCCACUGGGUGGCUCUGUGGAAAGAGCAUCAGGCCUGGAGGCAGGAGAUCCUGGGUUCAAAUCUGGCCUUAGAAAUUUUCUCACUGUGUGACCCUGGGCAAGUCACUUAACUGAUUGCCUUAUUGCACCUCUACCUUGGGACGGACAAUUCUGCAAAGUUCAAAAAGAUGUUUUGUAAACAUUUUUAAAGGUUUUUAAAGUGCCAUGAAGAAAACAGGACCUGAAGCGGCUCCUGGUCGCAAUCAUUGACCCCCUGUCUGUCCAGUCUUGGCUCAGCCCCCUCAGAGGGACAAGAGUAUUGACCAGACAGGGGCGGAGGGGCUCUGAGAGUGAAGGCGCUGCUGGAGGUUCACAGAACACAAGCCGGAGCAACAGAAUGGUCUGAGAUGACCCCAAAGGCCUCCAUCUGCUUCCAGAGGCCGGUCUGAACCCAGACCAGAGCAGACUUGUUUGACUCAUUUCUAGUUUUGUUAUUCCAGUUUCCUUCCACCAAAGGAUCAAUAUGGAAAAUGCUUGAUGUGAUCCCAUCUGCAAACUGAGAGCGAGAGAAAUGGAGACUUUGUCUUCUUUGGAAAAUGAGGGAAACUUUCCACCUGGGAAAAGAGUCAAUUCAAAGAAGUUGUGUCAACGGCAGAGCUGGUUUGUUGCCUUCUAGAUCGGCAUCGGCGUCCCCAGCGAAAACCCUCCUGGGAUGGUCGAUCGCAUAGACUCUCCUCCUGGUCCUGCCCACCUCACUUUGCAUCCCUUCAUUUUGUAGGGCUCAAAAGCAUUUUAUUACCACCAUAUGCCACCCUUGUUCAGCCGCUCCCCAACGGAUGGACGCCCCUCAGUUUCCAAUUCUUUGCCGACACAUAAAGAGCUGCUAAAAAUAGUUUUGUGUAAGGAGGUCCUUUUCCCUCCGUGUCCGAGAGACCUGGCAGUAGGAUGACUGGGGCAAAGGCUCUGCAUAGGUUUUAUGACUCUUUGGGCACCCUAGAAGGUUAUCUCCAUCGAAAGUACCACCCAACGGGUGUUAGUGCCUCAGUUUCCCCACAUCCCUCCAGCAUUUAUCAUUUUCCUUUUGGGUCCUAUCAGCCCACCCGGUAGGUGGGAGACGCCUCAGAGCUAUUUUAAUUGGCAUUUCAAUAAGCAAUAGAAAUUUGGAGCAUUUUGUCACAAAGACAAUGGAUAGUUUUAAUUUCUUUUUCUAAGAACUGCCUGCUCAUAUUCUCAUACCAUUUAUCAAUUGGAGGAUGCUUUAUAUUCUUAUAAACUUCACUGAUUCUCCAUAUGUUUGGGAAAUGAGGCCUUCGUCAGCAACACUUGCUAUUUAAAAAUGUCCCCAAUUUGUUCUUUUCCUUCGAAUCUUGGUUGCAUGGGCUUUCUUUGGACAGAAACUUUAAUUUAAUGUAAUUACAAUUGUCCAUUUUGGUUUUGGUAAUCCUCUCGAUGUCUUAUUUAGUUAUAAAUUCUUCCUUUAGCCAUAUGUCUGACAUGUCCCCCAAAUCAUUUAUGAUGUCACCCUUUAUUUCUAGACCAAGCGUCCAUCUUGACUUUAUCUUGGGGUAGGGUGUGAGAUGUCGGUUUUCUGAGGAAUGUUUUUCUGCCAAUCUAUAAUGAGACAAAGCUCCAAGCCAAUAACAGGUUGAAUGAGAGACCUAUGUCUCCCUGUAAAGCUGGGCCAUUAGGUUUCCUCCCACCUCAGACAAUUGAAUGAGGGUUUUCCCUGCUUUCAUUCUCUAACUGUAUAUGUUCUUUUUAUUUUGUUAUAUUAUAUGUAUCUUUUGUAUGUAUCCUUAAUGUUAUACUAUAUGUAUCUGUUCUUUUUUUUGUACUUUUUUACUUUUUUAAAUGACAAAUUUACACAUAAGUUUUCCAGUUAUAUGAUCCAUAUUUUCUUCCCUCUUCUUUCCUUCCUCCUCCCACAGUUGACAAUUCAAUUCAAUCUGGGUUGUACAUGUAUUAUCACACAAAACAUAUUUCCACAUUCUUUAUUGUUGUAAUAGAGUAAUCUUUUAAAACCAACCCCCAAAACAUAAACCCAAAUAAACAAGCGAGAAAUCA
Monodelphis domestica (gray short-tailed opossum) is the source of this 8885-nucleotide messenger RNA. Its product is annotated as zinc finger protein 213-like. Gene Ontology annotation, cellular component: nucleus. The record is from RefSeq and is a predicted model, not a curated record. Gene Ontology annotation, biological process: regulation of transcription by RNA polymerase II. Lineage: Eukaryota; Metazoa; Chordata; Mammalia; Didelphimorphia; Didelphidae. Gene Ontology annotation, molecular function: RNA polymerase II transcription regulatory region sequence-specific DNA binding; DNA-binding transcription factor activity, RNA polymerase II-specific.